This is a messenger RNA of Aspergillus sclerotioniger CBS 115572, 1650 nucleotides long. RefSeq names its product acyl--CoA ligase. Gene Ontology annotation, molecular function: CoA-ligase activity. NCBI's taxonomy places the organism in Eukaryota, Fungi, Ascomycota, Eurotiomycetes, Eurotiales, Aspergillaceae. Gene Ontology annotation, biological process: secondary metabolic process. The record is from RefSeq and is a predicted model, not a curated record. The coding region runs from base 1 to 1650 and encodes 549 amino acids. The transcript has 5 exons.
AUGAUUUUCGAACCUGCUGCCAGGGCCCCCGUGCCUUGCUUCGAUGUCAUCUCGUAUAUCUUCUCCGACCCGCCCUACAAUCAUGAUGAACCGAUCUACAUUGACGUCCACAAUCCCACCCGCUCCAUCUCCUACAAUCAAGCUCGAAGCAUUAUUCGCCAACUCAUCGCGGGAUUGCGCGCCUGGGGCGUGAAAGAAGGUGACUGCGUCGCUAUUCACUCUUUCAAUGAUAUCUACUACACCAUGCUAGUCCUGGCCAUUGUUGGCGCAGGAGGCAUCUUCACGGGCUCGAACCCAUCCUAUACAGCUCUCGAACUCAGUCAUCAUUUCCGAUCCUCGGCUACGAACUUUAUCAUUACGGAGCCGGAGCUUUUAGGUCCGAUUACGGUGGCCGCGAAAGAAGUGUCGAUCCCGGCAGAUCGAAUUCGGGUAUUUGAUAUCCUGGGCCAGUCGAUACCAAAGGGCACGGUGUCGUGGACGGAGUUGCUCACUUAUGGUGAGGAGGACUGGGUAAGGUUUGAUGAUGAGGCGAUUUCCAGGACAACUACGGCUGCAAGAUUGUUUAGUAGUGGGACGACGGGGCUUCCCAAGGCGGCGAAUAUCACGCAUAUGAACCUUGUGGCGGAACAUGAGCUCGUGUUUGAGUUGAAUCCCAGGCCGUGGCGGGUAAGCAGGGUUGUGCCUAUGCCCCUCUUCCACGCCGCUUCCGCUCCGAGUAGCCACUUUGGCAGUCUGAAAGCCGGCCACAUCAAUUAUGUUAUGCGACGCUUCGACCUGACCCUUUUUCUGGAAACAAUGGAGAAGUACAAGAUUACGGAGAUAGCUGUCGUCCCGCCCAUUGCUAUAGCCAUCAUCAUGCAUCCCAUGUCCUACGAGCGGGGCUAUCUGCGAUCAGUCCGCGCGAGUAACCUGGGCGCGGCACCGAUGGAUAGAAACGCCCAGAAACGGUUCCAGGACUUGCUUGGACCAGGCGCAUACUGUACGCAGGUCUGGGGUAUGACGGAGACGUGUUCUAUCGCGACGAUGCUUCGAUGGGAUGAAGAGGAUGAGACGGGCUCGGUGGGGAGGUUGGUGCCGAAUUUGGAAGCCAAAUUGGUUGAUGACGCCGGCACCGACAUCUCCGACUACGGCGUGCGAGGUGAGCUCUGCGUCCGCGGACCAACGGUCACUCCAGGGUAUUUCAAUAACCCGGCUGCCAACGCGGAAUCCGUUGACGCAGAUGGCUGGUUCCACACGGGGGAUAUCGCGUAUUGUGAUGGCGCAACGAAGAAAUGGUACAUCGUAGACCGAAAGAAGGAGCUCAUCAAGGUACGGGGGUUCCAGGUCGCCCCGCCGGAACUAGAGGCUGUUCUGUUGGCGCAUCCGCUCAUUGUAGAUGUCGCUGUCAUUGGGCUGCGAGAUGUGGUGCCCGGGACGGAACUGCCACGAGCGUAUGUGGUUAGACGACCCGGGACGGAGGAGCGGAUGUUGACAGAGGAAAUGGUUAAGAAAUGGUUGGGGGAGAGGUUGGCGAAAUAUAAGGCACUCACAGGAGGAGUCAAGUUCGUCGAUGCAAUACCGAAAACGGCGAGUGGCAAGAUCUUGAAGAGGGUGUUGAGGGAGGAGAGUCGAAGAGAGGUCAAGGAGGCUAGGGGGAGGCCAAGGUUGUAG